Messenger RNA from Mercenaria mercenaria, 749 nucleotides. RefSeq names its product THAP domain-containing protein 6-like. The coding region runs from base 139 to 564 and encodes 141 amino acids. NCBI's taxonomy places the organism in Eukaryota, Metazoa, Mollusca, Bivalvia, Venerida, Veneridae. The transcript is spliced from 3 exons. The record is from RefSeq and is a predicted model, not a curated record.
AUAGCGGCGAGUUAUCGUUACUUACUAGGUGGCGCAACGUGUCCCGGUCCAUCAUUCGGAUUACUUCGAGAUUUAUCUCACACAAAAACAAAGAAAGUUUACUUCCGUGUUCUAUAAAUUCAAUUUAAACGUCUUAAAAUGCCGAAAACUUGUUGUUCCGUACCGGGUUGUCAUGAAAGGGGAGGACAUGAAUACCCGAGUGAUCCUAUAAGAAGGGCGAAAUGGGUACAGGCCGUUCGACGACUUGAUGAAAACACAAUGAAAAUGUGGACGCCAACAAAAUCGUCCGUCGUAUGCAAGAAACACUUUACACCGGAUGACUACAUAAAGGAGACUAUUUUUGGAUUGAAACCUGGAUAUGAACGGCUUCUGGCAACAGCAGUACCUAGUAUUUUUCCUUGGACAACAGCGGAAGGGGAGACAGCAAAAAAUAGGAAAGAAAGAGCUUUGAACAGAGAUUAUAGAAAAAGUGAAUUAGAUAGGUCUUGUAUCUGUUUUCUCUCUAAAAUAACGGGAAAUGUACGUACCUUUCAACCAAUUCAUUCUUACGUCCAGAAAGUCUAGCACCCCUUUUUUUCAAUUCUGCCUUCAGUUGUGGAAUUGUAAAUGAUCCGAACUUAGAUUCCAUUUUUUAAAAGUAAAGAACGUUUGUUUUGAUUUGUCUCAGAAUGAUGCUAAUCGAUAAGGGAUUCUGAUGGACCGGGAACAGUGGCGCCACCUGUCGGUUGGCAGGGGAAGAUAACCAACUA